GCAGGGAAGCUGGGAAGCUGGUCGCGGAGCCGGAAGCGAGGUAGCCCUCGGCUUCGAGACAGCGGCGGCGGCGUUUGGAGCAGGGCGGCCCGGUGCCAUUGGAGCCGGCCAGCUUCCCCACUCAGGCUCCAACCCGAGUUGGGGAAGACCUCCAGCAUUCUGGUGGCCUAGGGAAGGGCGCUGAGUCAGAUCGCGAAAGAUCCGAAGCAGAUCGAAAUAGCGGGGCCGCUGAGGGCCGCCGGCAGCCCCGGCCUUAGGAGGAGUCCCGCAGCGUCGCCGCGGAGGAGAGAACCCAAAGGGACUGCCCCUGGGGCUGAGCCCGCCGGCCAUGGCCACGCCCCCGGGGGCCGGUCCCGCAGCUCUGCGCUUGGCAGCCGCGGCCACCUGGCAGGUGGUUCGCCGACGCUGCGUGGAGCAGUUUCCGCAAGUGUUGGAGUUUCUGCGAGCCCUGCGCGCUGCUGCCCCUGGCUUGGUUCGCUAUCGGCACCAUGAACGCCUGUGUAUGGGCCUAAAGGCUAAGGUGGUGGUGGAGCUGAUCCUGCAGGGCCGGCCUUGGGCCCAGGUUCUGAAUGCCCUGUAUCACCACUUCCCAGAGCCUGGACCUGUACUGCGGGACCCCAAAACUACAAAGCAAGAUCUGAAGAAGAUCUCAGAGGCAGAGGAAACCUUUCGCCAGCAGGUGAAGCAGCUGGCAGAGGCUCCUGUGGACCUGGCUUCGAAGCUGCAGGAGCUUGAGCAAGAGUAUGGGGAACCGUUUCUGGCUGCCAUGGAAAAGCUAUUUUUUGAGUACUUGUGUCAGAUGGAAAAAGCACUUCCCCCCCUGGAGGCACAACAGCUUCAGGAUGUGCUGAGUUGGAUGCAGCCUGGAGUUUCUAUCACUUCUUCUUUUGCUUUGAGCCAAUAUGGUGUGGACAUGGGAUGGCCACUUUCAGAGUGCUCUGAUGCUGAUUCAGUGAACGUGACAGAGCCCAUGGAGCAGAGUCCUCCUCAGCAACCAAGACUAGCACUCCAUGAUGCUCUGCCAGAAGCCAGGCCUGGCCCAUACCUUCCUCAGGGACCAGCAUCAAGGAAGCACCCAGAACCUUUGGCUGGCCACCACUUCAAUCUGGCCCCUCUAGGCCGACGACGAAUCCAGUCCCAAUGGGCAUCCACUAGGGGAGGCCAUAAGGAACGCCCCACAGUCAUGCUGUUCCCCUUUAGGAAUCUGGGUUCACCAACCCAGGUCAUAUCUAAGCCUGAGGACCAGAAAAAAUAUGGGACACACAUGGCAGAUCCAGCAGGUGCUGUGGGCACAAGAGCAGCCUCUACGGGAAAGCCUAAGAGUGCAUCCCAGACCCUGGGGGGAAGGGCUCUGAAGGAGAACUCAGUUGACUUGUCUGCCUCGGAGCAAAAGGAGAAUUGCUUGGAUUGCCCCAUGGACCCCCUGAGAUUGUCAUUAUCACCUCCUAGGGCCAGGAAGCCAGCCUGAUCCUAGACCAUCAGAGGUGACUCAUCCUCUUCUACAGGAUCCUCCUUCCGUGCCCUCCCAACGUCCUUACCGAAAGCCUUGGCCACAUCCCCAGGACAGGUACAGCCUCCAUCCUGCAAAGGAAGGAACACUAUGAAAGAGAGAGCAUGGAUUUCCCAAUCCCUCUCAGCAAUGUCCCAAUGGUCCACCUCAAAGCUGACAGGAGCCCCGAGUCCUGAUCCACCUCUACCAGAGCCUCCAGACCUGGCAGAAAACCCAGAGGUUUGGCAGCCUCUCAUCCGACCCUGCCCUUGGCCUUACUGAAAUGAUGUGGCCUUUGAGGCCGUGAGCAGCAUCUGCACACUCCAUCACCGCACUGAGCUGUGGGUACCCCACUCCAGUUUUCUUCCGAGUGGUACACACAGAGCCUGAGAAGAACGUGACAAGGAUGAGAGGGAAGUGCUCCACAGGUGUUUGCCACCAAAGGGGUAGCCAGGGGCCCCCAGUGAACCAGCUUACCUGGUCCGAUUCCCACUUUAAUGAUGUCGGCCCCAGUGAGGAUCAGCUCUUCCACCAUCUCGCCUGUUACCACAUUCCCUGCCUGAGAGAACAGUCAAAACAGAGCAUUCUUAGGGUCACAAAUAGAGAGGGGGUUGCGUGCUCUCAUAGAUAGUAUGCCUGGACCAUGACCUUCCAACGUCAUUACAAAAAAGGGUGCCUGGGCUCCCUCUACUGCAUCCUCUAAGGGCUUUUAGACUAGUUACUUCAAAGGAUCCUGCUUCCCAAGCUAAGGUAAGGGGCUGAGUGGCCAGUGUCACUGUUGCACCAGGGUAAACCUGGGGUCUGACUGGACCAAGCUCAAAUCUGAUUUACAGCAGAUUUAUCUCCCUCUUCCUGCCAAGAGACCCAAACACAGCCUGUCCUUAAGCUGUUAUGUCAUAAAACCUCUGUGGCUUCAGGGAAGGGAGGAAGACAUGGUAAUGUAGGCUAAUUACCCAUCUGCACAGCUGUAUUUGCUUUUGAUGGACAGAACAAAGAGACUCCCUCAAUGCUGUGAAGAAAAUGAGGCCUUGUCAUCACUCCUUUAAGCUUGUACAAAAAUAAAACAUCAUUUCAUGUGACCCCUUUAAUACGAUUGUAGUACCAUGUCCAUUUCAGUGGGCAGGUAUAUAUGGACCACAGGUAUGAACAACACAGAUGUUCCAUCACGGUUUGGUGAGUGAUGUCAGGGGCACUGGAUUUACAAAGACUCUCUAUCAACGGUGAGAUAACUGCAUUGACCGAUAAAUAAACAUUUUAAGCGUGGAACCAUGGAUAAUCACCGGUAACACAAUUAAGUGGACUAGUAAAAUCAUAAUGCAGCAGAGAAAUGAACUGAUGUAACAAAAUGGCGUGGCAGGGAAGAGUGGAAGGAGAGCAAAGUACCAACUACAGGGGGAAAGAAACAUACCAUGAUGGUGUGUUCAGGGAAGCGCUUCCGCACAUUCUUUACAAAUUCAACAAAGUGUUCAGAGUAGCCAUUUGCCACGU
Diceros bicornis minor is the source of this 2977-nucleotide messenger RNA. RefSeq names its product TERF1 interacting nuclear factor 2 (gene TINF2). Bases 329 to 1468 code for a protein of 379 amino acids. Gene Ontology annotation, cellular component: shelterin complex. Gene Ontology annotation, molecular function: telomeric repeat DNA binding. NCBI's taxonomy places the organism in Eukaryota, Metazoa, Chordata, Mammalia, Perissodactyla, Rhinocerotidae. The transcript is spliced from 8 exons. Gene Ontology annotation, biological process: regulation of telomere maintenance via telomere lengthening; telomere capping. The record is from RefSeq and is a predicted model, not a curated record.